Molecule: messenger RNA, 8012 nt
Organism: Orussus abietinus
Lineage: Eukaryota; Metazoa; Arthropoda; Insecta; Hymenoptera; Orussidae
Product: octopamine receptor beta-2R
Exons: 3
Coding region: 271-1599 (442 amino acids)
Biological process (GO): adenylate cyclase-activating adrenergic receptor signaling pathway
Cellular component (GO): membrane
Molecular function (GO): octopamine receptor activity
Source: RefSeq, a predicted model, not a curated record
GAGGAGCCACUUUAACGAAGGACUUUGUCACCGGUGGAAUUGCGAGAGGAGUUGCGCAACCGCGGUGCACCUAGAGGGCCGGCCCAGAAGAGGACCCACGACUGACUGCAUCGCAUAGCCGGUCGAGGUCGAGGUCCCGGUGAACUCCUCGGUCGAGGAAGCAUCGCCCCGGAUGCGGAGGGGUCGCAGCCCUGGCACGGGGCCGGGGCCCUCGGCGCCGUCGCCGACCUCGGCGACCUAAGGUCGAGGUCAGGAGCUGGGAGAGAGACGAUGGCCACCUCGGUGGAGGCGGCCACGACGAGUCCGCCCGGGGCCCCGGAGAGCUCGAGCCUGUACUCGUGGUCGAGCGAGGUCCCCUCCGGGAACGGGAGCGAGGUCGAGGUCGCGCCCGGCCUGGAGGGCUCGGAGGACUGGCCAGGGGUUCCCCUGGCCGUGCUGAAGGGGUGCAUCCUGGGGCUGAUCAUCGCGACCGCCAUCUUCGGGAAUCUGCUGGUGAUGGUGUCGGUGAUGCGGCACCGGAAGCUGCGCAUCAUCACCAACUACUUCGUGGUGUCGCUGGCGCUGGCCGACAUGUUGGUGGCGAUGUUCGCGAUGACGUUCAACGCGAGCGUCCAGGUGACCGGGCGUUGGUUGUUCGGUUACUUCAUGUGCGACGUGUGGAACUCGCUGGACGUCUACUUCAGCACGAGCUCGAUCCUGCACCUGAUGUGCAUCUCGGUGGACAGGUACUACGCGAUAGUGAAGCCGCUGAAGUACCGGGGGAACAUGACGAAGAGGGUGGUGGCGUACAUGCUGCUGGCCUGCUGGCUGUCGCCGGCGAUCAUCUCCUUCGUGCCCAUCUUCAACGGGUGGUACACCACGAUGGAGAACAGCGUGCACCGGCACAAGCACCCCGAGCUCUGCGAGUUCAAAGUGAACAAGGGCUACGCGAUCCUGAGCUCCAGCAUCUCCUUCUGGAUCCCGUGCACCAUCAUGACCCUGACGUACUUCGCGAUCUUCAAGGAGGCGAACCGCCAGGAGAAGCAGAUGCACAGCAGGAUGGGGAACGCGAUGCUAUUGAGCCACCGGCCCAGCAAGGACCUGAACAACCUGAACGGGGAGCUGAACAGCGGGGGUGGGUCCUCCAAGACGCUGACCCUGAAUGAGAUCAGCACCGACAACCUGCACACCCCCACCAAGGACAAGAACAUGAUCAAGAUGAAGCGGGAGCACAAGGCCGCCAGGACCCUCGGCAUCAUCAUGGGCACCUUCAUCCUCUGCUGGCUGCCCUUCUUCCUGUGGUACGUCACCACGUCCCUCUGCGGGGAGUCCUGCCCCUGCCCGGACGUGGUGAUCGCCGUCCUCUUCUGGAUCGGCUACACCAACUCCGCCCUCAACCCCCUCAUCUACGCGUACUUCAACCGGGACUUCCGGGAGGCCUUCAAGAACACCCUGCAGUGCGCCUUCUGCUCCCUCUGCAGGCGCGAGCCCUCCGACCUGGAGGCUCUCGACUUCAGGAGGCCCUCGCUCAGGUACGACGACCGCACCAGGAGCAUCUUCUCCGAGACGUUCAAGCACAUCGACCGGCGGAGAUCGAGCGAGUUCGGGAGCAGUCUCUGAGACGAGACCAAGUUUAGGUUUUAAGCCGAACCUCGGAGAGGAGGAGCCGUCCUCCAGGUCCGCCCGCGGACCCCUGGUGUUGCCAAAUUCGAUGUUCCCAGUGUCCGCCCCUCCUGGGGCCCGGCGCGGCCCGGAGGGCCCCGAAAGAUAUCCCAUUGCCAAAGUUAGCGUAAGUAAGCUCCGACCGGCACCUCGCAGGCCCUCGAGAACGAGGUCGCCGACUUCCGCUCGAUCCGCUUCCUGUACAUUUGCCGCGAGCGGGAGCCUCGCGCGCUGCGGAUUUCGAGGCCCGAGGUUCGAUUCCGCUUUUUAUAUUUUUUUUUUUCUUUCCGCGAGCGGGGGCCUCGCGCGCUGCGAAUCUCGACGACUCCCGAGGGCUGAUUUUCGAGAGGAGAGGUUGGUAACGCCGUCCCGGCCUAAGGCUCGAUCGGUUCCGAGAGGAAGAUCGGACACCAACAGCGGGGACGCCACGGAGAAAAAAAAAAAGACUGCACCAAGUUAAGUUAGAGAGGUUAGAGCGACCUAGCUCUCGAGGUAGCUUCCGGGCUGGAGGAGCGUCUUGGAGGAAGAAGUAUCCUGCCGGUCGCUCUUCGGGCUCUUCAGGGGCCUCUUCGGGGGAGGUUCCCCUCUUAUCGGCCCCUGACGUUCCCCGAUGGAGACGAACGCCCUCUCCGCGGAUUUCCCAUUGCCAGGGCACCAAGACCCUUCUUAUCCCCCACUGUCCCCGAGCGCACCGGCAGCGUCCCUACAGGGACGCCUAGGAACCUCCGCGCGCCGGCUGUGCAAUACUCGCAAUUAAGGGCGUCUUUAAUUCGACUUCCGGUUGUGCCAGGCCCUGGGAACCUGGACCGACUAAUCGCGCAAUAAUGUCUUCUCGUUAAAAGACGUCGGCCGGACGGAAAACGACGGAUUACCCUCGCCUUAGCGAGCCUCGAAGUGCCGAGGUGGAGGCGGGCGCGGCGGCCAUCUUGGAUCUUUCGCAGGGAGAACGAAAAUGACGGCCUCCCUCCUCUCUAUCUCGCUUCCACGUCGAGCUCGUUAACCUUCGCGGGAUUUAAUUCUCGCGUGUGCUGGAGCUUGUAAUGCCUUGCGUUUAACGACGCCGCGGCGAGAUUGUUUUCCGACUUUACCCCAUUUUUUCUUUCCCCACGGCGAUAUCUCACGAGGCAAGGGCGGUCCGUCGUCGCGCGUGUCGCUUGUAAAUACUCAUGUACAUAAUAUAGCUAAUCAUCGAGUCGAGACGAGCCGGGAAACGGUCGUGCGUUCGUUAAGUCCUCUCCGGUGGAGAAGUAGCGGCCAUCUUGUAGCGUCCCUGCGUACCAACAAUCAGAUGCAAUAAUUACGAGGGUCUAGCCCUCGGGAUACGAAAUCCCCAAGGAUCCUCGAAAAUUCUCGAUCUCGAGUCGACGUGCGGGAGCGAUUCUCUGGAGGAAGUCUCACCCCCCCCAAAAAGUCCAGAAACCCCAUUCGAUGUCUUGUAAUUCCACCCCCCUUGGUGUAUGAGACCCACCCCCUGUACGUAGCCUGCGACUUCGCCCACUCUUCCCUCCACCCUUUUCGUCUCCCGGAUGAAAGCUCGCGCGAAACGCGAGGGGGUAUGCAAAUGCCCCCGUUAUCGACUCCCCGUAACUCCCCUUUAUCCCCGAUAAGGGUUUAUCUCGCAAUCGGGGAGGACCGUUCCCGAAGGAAGCGGCGUUUGUCGCGAUUCCCUGAUUCCCAGGAUUACCGUCGAUUCGUUUCAGUUUCUCGGAAAAGGGACGCCGGGGUUUUUUUUUUUUUUCUUCCUGCCGGGGACAAGAAAUCCCGCAAGAGAGCCAUCCACCCCCCCACGUUGCACCUAUUUGCAUAAAACUACCCUCUUCCAAACUGUACAUACACCAAUGAUGUGACUUGCCGUUUACCUAGCCGAGGUGUCUUCGUGUACCUGUCUUAUCCGAAGGGUAGUCGGUCAAUUUGCGGUAAUUGUAAUUAUGGCACGGUGCAACCCCCCCGUUUCGCGUGGCACCCCCUCCGCAUAUCCACCAGGUGCAUUGCCGGCUAAAAGGGGCGCCGUGCUCCAAGGGACUAAUCUCAACGUUCGUUUCUGCAUUUUCAGAUGAUCAAUGUCGACUUUGAACCGGAUGUCGAUUUAAACCCUCCCAGGAAAGCAAUAAAGCGAUCGAGCUGCAUCGAUUCGCCUUCCCCGAGCGAGUUGUCGCGAUUUCCAGGCGCAUCGCCACCCAGGACCAGGCGGUGCACGCUGCACAUUCGCGAUAAGGGAUGAUAUAAGGGCGGCGUUGAGGAACGGGCGAUUUAUCAGACGCUGGCCUAGGUCAGGGAUCGGAUGUUACGGCGAUCGAGAUUUCGAGAGGUCUUUCGAUGCCAUGUCGGAGUUUUCUUGUAUAUACGCUGGUGAUAAUGAGAUCCGCGAGCUGGGGUGAAAAUUUAGAGGCGGGACCCUGACCUGGCCCAGCGACUCCUGGAUGCUGUGAUCGAGGCACGGAGAGGAACCCACCGUCUCUCAGCGGUUCUUGGGCUCUUCUCCGUCCUGGGGAUGGAUGUGAUUCUCUAGUCAUCACCUCGCCACUCGCAGGUGCUAAAUACUCUGGCAAGCUCGAUGUUCCACGUGUCAUGACGUACGUGUACUUCCGGAGCGAAAUGCUGGAUAAGCUUUCGGCCUGGAUGCUGCGCGUCCCUUGGGAUGGCCGCCCGGAUCGGGAACCGAGGGGACGAAACUCGAGCCAUGAAGAGAACUCCGAAGAGGAACUUGAAGAGGACCUCGAUGACUGACCAGCUUUCGCGAUCUGCCGACCGAAACCGUGGGCUUUCUCUCGCGGAUCCCGUAAAUGCUCCUGUUAAACGCUUUACGAGCUUUUUAUUACGUGCCGGUUAUUACGUGCCGCGCGUGCCGGGUAACGCGCAAUCUCCGCCACGGCGACACGCGGAACUUACGCGCGGCGGAUUUUCCUGCAGGUGGGAGGGAGCUUAUUGCUCUUGGGAACGUUCUGUCUUUCCUGGGUAAGCUCUCUUCGGGGUGAAAAAAUUAACUUCCUCUCCGGGUAUUAAGAAUUGAAAAUUGAAAAUUUUUAAUUGAUAAUUCAAAAUUCAGAAUUGAUAAUUCGACGACUAGGCCAUUUGCGAGAGAACACGGACGACGUUUUCGGGUCGCGGGGAAUUUCGCGAGUUUUCCUUCUCACGAUCCGAAUUUCCUUUUCUCGGCUCUCCCUCUUCCCCCUGCGGAAUUUUUCCGUCGCGUUUUCGAGGCGGUCCAGGGUCGCGGAAUCUCGUCCCCGAGGAGACUGGAAACGUCGCUGGCGACGUGUAUUUUUGUAUUUGAUUUAGCGAUUUUCCACGGGGAAGGUUCACUAUAGUGACGAGCAAAGUCGGUCCUGCACCGAGAGAAAGCAACUCAUCGAACCGAAGGAAAAUUUCUUGAAGUAGUACCAAAGAGAUAUAUUAAUUCAAAGAAUAAUUAUAAAUAAUCCAAAGAAUAUUCCAUUGAUUAGACCAGGAUUUUGCUCGUCGCUAAGGCUCGCUCAGGGAGCGACGACCGAAGAGGAGGUGAGGAAUGGUUGCGGAACGGCUGCGGAAAUUCUCCAUCCGAAGAUAAUCCCCGAUCGAGUGCGCUUUUCGCGGCCGAUGCGCAAGCGCCGAUGGCAUUUAUUUAAUUUCUCUCGCGCCGCAUUUUUCCUUUUUCCUCCCCAUACGUGGGCGACGCAGCGACAGGCCGCAGGGUUGUAAAUAACCGCGGGAGGAAUAAAUAAACCGUAGGUAGCGAUUUCUAAGGAUGAGAUUUGUCGACUGGCGGGAACCGAGGCUCGAAAUCCGCGUCCCGUCGCGAUUUCCGCACGCGGCGAGACCGCGGGAUGCGGUUUCGCCGGGCAACAUAAUCAAAAUGCGAAGAGGUCGGAUCGGAGACAGAAAUCGCAACUCUCAUGUAUCUCACGCAAUAAGGCUCGCAAAGAGCAACAAUGGAGCUGCAAUCGAGAUUUAAGGCCGAUCCAGUAACGCGGUACCUUUCAAUGAAAAAAAAAAACCCAACAUAAAGCAUUUUAAUAUUUCAGCCCCGAAGAGAAAGAGAAAAAGAGUAAACGAAAUUUGUUUUAAGUGAACCUCAAUUUUUCUUCUCAAAUAAUUGUUCCUAACAAUUAUAUGAGAUUCAGGUGAUAAUUAAUAUUUCUUUCGGUCAGCUGAUUGUUUUCCUUUUCUCUCAGGGUGGAAUAUUUAAAGCCCAGCUAUGGGGAUUGAAACGUUAAGAGGACAUUUAUCGGUAACGAGGUGUGCACCCUCUGCCCACGUAAUUGGAUCGCCGAUAAAUCCCCGGAUGCGUAAUAAUAAACCUGGGCGAUUUAUUAACUCGCUCGUAGAUUCAGCCAAAGGUAAACAUACUCGCAUAGGCGCGCAUGAAUCGAUUCGUAGAUACGAAAUAAGGGUAAUGAAGACAUGUACGCACAAUGAGAGCGAGUCUAACGGCGAGGGGUUCCCUUCUUCGAUUUCCUGGAUUUCCGCUCGAUCGGGAUCGAUCGCGCAUAUCGCGGACGCGUUAAUGGUAGAUUAAUUCGACAGCCACGAGAAAUGCCAACCGAGGCACGAAAUUACCGACUAUUGAUCGGGCCGCGUUUACAUCGUGGAUUAACCGAACGCGUCGCCGAACGCACAGAAAAAGAGAUUCAUCGAAACGACGAGAUAUUUUGUUAAUUCAAAGAAAAUAUUCCUUUGAAAGAAAUUUCCUACUCAGAGUGGGUGUUCUUGAGGAAUUAAACUGAAAAUACCCGAGUGGAGAUUUUAAUACCGCUGAAAAGAAUUUCUUAGUCAUACCGGACAAGAACCAAGGAGGAACAUAUUUCUCUAGUCGACAAUUGAAAUCUGAGUUUCAAGACCUCCAUAAUCCCGUUGAAAUUAUUAUCAUUUAAUUCUACCCAGUUUGGAGGAAAGUUUUAUAUAAAUAUUUCGAGGUUUUGAUAUAUAUAUAUAUAUAUACAUGUACAGCACCUUUCCAUAUCACCUUACAGAAGGAUUUAAAUUUCUGCUCGGACGUAACGCAAUAAUUGGAAGACACGGGUGAAAAAGAAAGAAGGUGUAGGAAAAUGGGAGAGAGGGUAAUUGGAGAUAUUAAAAAGGAAAGGAUCCGCGAAAUGGACAAGGAAGGUCUUCGUGCUCGUUUUUAGUCUACUCGCGUUUUUUGCCAAGGGGCGAGUGGAAGCGAUUUCGAUCGUUCGCCGUUAAUACGUAUUUUUACGUCUGUUUCGAGGUUCGUGAUGAAAGGUGCUUUCCCUUGGCCCCGUUCGCGGUGACAUUUCUCGGUCGAUUCUCGUUCGAGUGGAGAUUUCUCGUAUUUCGAGCGAGAGCGACGCCGUUGAACGGCCUCGUUUAACUCUCUCGUUCGACCCUCUCGUAACGGAGCCAUCUAAUUUCAGAUCACCCCCUCACAGUUGAAGGGACCCCCCUCGUCGAUUUCGGGAAAGCUCCCUCGAGAUUCGUAAAAAAAAAAAAUGAAAGAAAGAAAGAGAGACCAAUUUUACCGUCUGUCCGAUCGCAGGACUUAAUUGAUGAAUGAAACCAUAAUUUCCCACAAUUUCGAAGUGAACAACCCAUCGGUUUCCGAAAUCCGCAAGGAAGAGAAAAAGAAGAGCAAAAAAUCACCCCUUUUCAUUGAUCUCAUUUCGGAUCCCCGAAAUUUUCUACACCCCGAGAAAAUGAAAAAAGGAAUUCAUGGAACCGGAGGAACAUCUUCUUUUAGGUACCAUUGGAAGGGGUGUUUCUCUGAUUCGAGGGAUACUUUUUAAUUUCAGGGUAGGUUCGAUUAUUUCCAUUUAUCCCUCCUCCGCCCCCGUCGCAUUCGUCCGCUCACCUUUCCGAGGUGUCGAGAAGGGUGGGAAGAUCAUAUGAGAAACAUAACAAAUAUUUUAAAUGGUCAAUUGGACCUCGUCGCGACCGAUCUCGCGACGUCGUCAAGUCGUCUCACGGUUUUAUCUCGUCAGGGAAUUAAGUCACCUGUACAUACAUACGUAAUAGCCUCUCGGGGGGGCAAAAGGUUCGAGGGGAGGCGGGGGGUUGAAUUAAAAUUGACCCAACUGCGCGACACCUAGACAAUCAAGAAAGUCGUAUCGUAGUGUUAUACGAGGAAACGUGCUUAUCUCCCCGGUGGAGUCGAAAACCGCCCCUAGAGUGCAUAAACGAUCGCGAAUUAAGCGCGCCCACCCUCCACCGAGUAUGCAAAUUAAGGAAGAAAUAAACCAUGCGAGAAAACUAACCGAACGUUAAGCUGGAUGUCUUGUAAAUAGUUAAGUAUAUGAGAAAGGAUCGUCACUGUAUAGAAUUGUCACCGAUAGUAGUCGGAUGCGAUUGUAAUUUUCAAUGUUCACGGUUCUCCUUUUGUUAUGACUUAUUUAAUGAAAUGAUCGAUCGAAAUAAAGAUUGUUUUUUCGAAGAGA